UUGGUGACGGGGCACUUGACAAAACAAGAAGGGGGGCAGGACCGUCGUUUAAACUUAAACCCUUGGUUCAGAAGUGCGCACACUGGCUGAAGCAGAGCAGAGGGAGGUUUUAUUUGUAACUGAAGAAAUUGAAAAAUAAAAAAUGAGGGUGGCGGGGAUGGAGGUCCCUAUCAUCGGUAGCGACUCCAUCAAAUGGAUUGGCCUUACGGUUCCGUCAUCCCUUAAUCGCAUUGACAACGGCGGCAACGACGGCGCCGCUACUUUCGCUCCACCGACGGUGGAUUCCGCCUCUGCCACUUACUUCGACGGAGAUAGUCCAUUCCAUCUCAUUUGGCGACUCCAUAAGACUCAAUCAAAUGUUCUAGAAAUAUUCAAGCUCUCUCAGGAAUUCCCUCUCAACUCCGGGCUGCGUCUUAUUUUCUGUCACCCACUCUCUCCUUUCGCUUUUAUUAGCACCUCGCCAACUAACUCACACUACUUGCUUUACACCUUAACCGUCUCUGGAAUUGCUUACUUCAUUAAAAUUUCCAAGGACUUGGCUUCCAUUGUCUCCAGGGACGAACUUAUAGAGCUUGAUGUGCGAGAUUAUUCUAAUAGUAAUGAGCCAAUUACUUGUAUAGCAGCAAAACCUGGAUGCCUUUUGCUUGGGAGAAAUGAUGGAUCUGUUACUUGCUUCCGACUUGGCUUGCUUCACCAAACUGCUCCCGGUUUUGUAUAUGAGCUGCGGGAUGAUUCAGGAAUUAGCCUAGGUCGCUUGUGGGGUUUCAUGUCAAGGGGGAGGGCUGUUGGAGCUGUGCAGGAUUUAAUAAUAACAGAGAUGCAUGGAAAAGAAAUUGUAUUUGUGCUUCAUGGUGAUGGGAUUCUACGAGCGUGGGAUCUUUCAUCUCACACAAGAAUUUUAAGUCAUUCAACAGCAGUUGAAGGCACUACAUCUACGAGGUUAUGGUUGGGUGAAUCUAACAAUAAUUCAAAAAUUGUUCCUUUGGCCAUCUUGUAUAAGAGAACUUUGGAAGUUGGUAUGGAGAUGAUUUAUAUUUAUAGUCUCUGCUAUGGUACGGGGGACAGGAUGAUCUUGUCAGUUGGCUCUUCAGUAAAAAGUUUUCCUGUGGAUGAGGGGGGAUGCAUUGAUGUCAAACUUACUUCAGACAAGAUCUGGAUAUUAAAAGACAAUGGAUUGGGAUAUCACCACUUGUUCCACAGAAGUAGUACCACGGAAGAAGCACACUGUUAUGCUUUACAGGAAGAAUUUAUUGCAGACCAGCUGUUUCAGAGUUUGGAACAUACUUCAGAUGAUCUUAUAUCAAUAGCCCGUUCAAUUUUUUCAUCUGGAAAGGACCAUAUUGUGCCAUUUGUAUCUUCCAUUUUCCUACGCAGGCUUCUUCAUCCUGGGGUUUGCCAAAAUAUAGUUCUACGUGCAACUUUUCUAGAUUAUCGCAAGCAUUGGACUGAUAAUGAGUUUCAGUCCUUAACUGUUGAUGGACUCAAAAAGGAAAUUCUUUCACUUGUUGAACAUGAGAGUAUUGCUGAAAGUCCUAUAUCAAUCUUCCAAGGAUGGAAAAAUUUUUGUUGUCGCUAUUUUGAAUGCUGGUGUAAAAACAAUGCUCCAUAUUGUUUGAUUGUACAGUCUACCUCAGGCGCUGUUGGUUUAAUCAGAAAACAUUCAGUGUCUUUGUUUCGUGGUUUGGAAAAUGCUGAGCUACUAAUUGAUGGAUUGUCAGAAGAUCUUGGUGAUCUUGUUAGCUUUGGAUUGGAUUUAUUUGAUGACAGUUCUGAUCGUGAGAUUCUUUUCGAAGUGCUCAGAUGUGUCAUUAACAUUAGCCAACAAUUGGGCAAAACAGCUUCUUUUAUUUUUUAUGAAUCAUUUGUUGGUAGACAGAUUAUUUCAUCUGAAGAGAUUAUUCCUCGCUUGGUGAAGAUUUUAGAAACUGGAUAUGGUUCAUCAACAGGAGUAGGCCAUGUGUCUGGUCUUGGGGCUGAUGUUGCUUGGGAGAGGGAGCUGAUAGAUCAUAAAAAUCUAAGAAAAUUCUCUGUUGACAUGCUAGUAUCUCUUCAUGUUCUGUGCAAAAAAGCUGCCUCUUGGAAAAAAGUCUUGGAUGUCAUAGAGAGCUAUCUACAGUUUCUUGUCCCUCAAAAAUUUACACAGAAUCCAGGUGCUGAAACAUUAUCUUGUCUAAACAAUUCCAUCUUGGUCCAGGCUUCCUGCCAGAUUGCAAAGUUUAUGUUUGAGUCUGCAUUGGACAUCCUUCUUUUUGUAAGCUAUCUGAUGAACAUUGGUGGGCAGAUUAACAUGACGCAUGAUGACAUAUCUAGAAUACAACUUGAGCUGGUUCCAAUGAUUGACGAAAUUAUUUCUGAGUGGCUUAUCAUUCUCUUCUUUAGCACAACACCAUCAGAAUCACCUGCAACUGAAGAUUUUAGUUCUCAACUUUCAUUGCUACAGAUUGAUAACAACAUCAAUAAAAGAUCAUGGAUUGAGAAACUCGGGAAAUGUGAUUUCACAUUAGCCUCUUUACUUCUACUAAAUAGUCAAAGUUCCUCUGGAUAUGAGAGAUGUCUUUCUUUAGGAUGUCUCCCUGAUCCACAUGACGUUAUUAGUUCAGUGCAGAAGUUCACUAGCUGGAUUGUUUGGGGAAAUACUGGGGAAGUUUCCUCUUCCUUCUUGAGGCGCUCAACUGAAUUAGCAAUUGUCCUUCUUAGGCAUGGCCAAUAUGAUGCUGUUGAGUACCUGCUUACUACUGUUGAGGCCAAGGCAAGAGGGGAGAAGAUAUUCAGAAGUAUUCAAGAUACUAGUGGUGAUUGGUGCUUACUUCAACAUAUUCUUGGAUGCUGUCUUCUUGCUCAAACACAGCGUGGGUUACAUGGAAUCCUGAAAGAGAGGAAAGUCUGUGAAGCUGUUUGCUGUUUCUUCAGAGCUGCAUCAGGAGAAGGAGCCUCCCAGGCCUUGCAGAGUUUAUCUCAGGAAUCAGGGUUGCUGUAUCUUGGUUUUAAUGGUCAUGUAUCUGCUGCAUGGAAGCUUCAUUAUUAUCAAUGGGCAAUGCAGUUAUUUGAGCAAUAUAACAUUAGUGAAGGUGCUUGCCAAUUUGCUCUUGCUGCACUGGAGCAAGUCGAUGCUCUUAACCUUAGAGGUGAUGGCUAUGAGAGAGAUCCAUCUAAUGAAUCAGCAACUACCAUCAAAGGACGUCUUUGGGCAAAUCUUUUCAAGUUCACUUUAGAUCUUAAUCUCCUGAAUGAUGCAUACUGUGCAAUACUUUCAAAUCCAGACGAGGAGAGCAAGUACAUCUGCUUAAGGCGCUUUAUAAUUGUUCUUUAUGAACGUGGAGCAAUAAAGAUUCUCUGCAAUGGUCAAUUGCCCUUCAUUGGUUUAGCAGAUAAGAUUGAGCAAGAACUUGCAUGGAAGGCGGAGCGUACAGAUAUCUUGGCAAAGCCAAAUCCAUACAAAUUGCUUUAUGCAUUUGAAAUGCACCGACAUAAUUGGCGAAGGGCAGCAAGUUACAUAUAUCUGUAUUCUGCUCGUUUACGAACUGAGUCAAUUCUGAAAGAUCAGCAGCAUAUGUCAGUUACACUGCAUGAGAGGCUGAAUGCACUUUCUGCUGCUGUCAAUGCCCUGCAUCUUGUCCAUCCUGCUUAUGCGUGGAUUGAUUCCCUACCUGAGGGACAUCCUCUUCAGAAUGAUCAUUAUCCUAGUAAAAAGGCCAAAAGGACAGUCAAAGAACAGUCUGGUAAUGAUGUACGAGCUCAGAGGCUGCAAUUUUAUGUUGAUAUUGAAAAACUUGAAAAUGAGUUUAUGCUAACAUCAGCAGAAUAUCUGCUUUCAUUGGCAAAUAUCAAGUGGACAUAUUCUGAUAUUCAAAAGGCCCCAUCAGAUCUGGUUGAGCUUCUGGUCCAAACGAAUUUAUAUGACAUGGCCUUUGCUGUUCUUUUAAAAUUCUGGAAAGACUCAGAAUUGAAGAGGGAAUUAGAAAAGAUCUUCUCUGCUAUGUCGUUAAAGUGCUGCCCUAGUACAGUAAGCUUGUCUUGGACUGGAGCGCACAAUCUAUUAUUGACAUCAUCCAAGGAUGAAGUGGUUGUUCAUGGUUCACCUGAUAUGGCGCCUACCGCUCAACAAACUAAGGCGAAUUAUCACUGGGAAACACUUGAGCAUUAUCUUGAAAAGUACAAAUAUAUUCAUGCUAGGUUGCCACUAGUAGUUGCUGAAACACUUCUUCGUACUGAUCCUCACAUUGAAUUGCCUCUGUGGCUGGUUAAAAUGUUCAAGGAAAGUCAGAGAAGGUCUUGGGGAAUGACUGGCCCAGACCCAAGUCCAGCAUCCUUGUUUCGACUAUACGCUGAUUAUGGUCGAUAUAUAGAAGCUACAAAUUUGUUUCUUGAGUAUGUAGAAGCAUUUGCAUCAAUGAGACCAGUGGACAUAAUUAAUCGCAAACGACCAUCUGCAGUAUGGUUCCCAUAUAACACACUAGAGCAGCUUUGGUGCCAACUAGACGGAUUGAUCAAUUUAGGUCACAUGGUUGAUCAAUGUGAUAAGCUCAAAAGGCUACUGCAUGGAGCUUUAUUAAAUCAUCUCAAGCAGCUAAAGGUGGAUUCAGAUGAUGCAGUUUCUUCUGCAAGCUAAAGAAAGUCAUCAUAUGUAGGUAACAUCUAGGAUCACUCAAUAUUGGUGUCAGUGCACAAAUUAAAAGAUAAUUUGAUCAAGCAACCAUCAGUUUUCUUCUAAGAGGGCUUGAUGGUAGAAUACAUGUGCCUGGCGAUUCAAGCUGGUGAGAGAUUUUUCCAACUUUUAGUGGUUAAAUUAGUUAUUUCCAGCGUAAAGACUGAGCAGUAAACUAAUUGGUGCUUAAACUUAUUCACCCAACUGACUGAUAGUUUGAAGAGAGGUAUGGUGCUAAUGCUUUACAUGUAUAGCUGGGUAGUGAACUGCAGAGUAGUUGAAACAACUGUGGUCGAGGGUUCUGAUUGGAGCUUGCUUUUUCAGCCCUUGCCUUAAAACUACUUGUAAAGAAAAUUACCAGAUUAUUCAAUUUUGUUGUUAAGUUUCAGUAACUAGUUUAAGUUUUUAACA
Messenger RNA from Theobroma cacao (cacao), 5056 nucleotides. RefSeq names its product SUPPRESSOR OF AUXIN RESISTANCE1 (gene SAR1). The record is from RefSeq and is a predicted model, not a curated record. NCBI's taxonomy places the organism in Eukaryota, Viridiplantae, Streptophyta, Magnoliopsida, Malvales, Malvaceae. Gene Ontology annotation, cellular component: nuclear pore. Gene Ontology annotation, molecular function: protein binding; structural constituent of nuclear pore.